GCACCACCACAACAAACCGCAGCGCCCACACCAAUCAGCAGUUCUGGAGGAGUCACCUCUCCCGGAUCAGCAACUGCACCCCCAUCAGUCACCUCUGCCUCCGCAGCACCUUCCCAAACACCUGCCACCACCUCCUCUGGAGGUUCCUCAACAUCCCCUUCAGCCUCCUCGGUCGCCAGUAACAAUAACACCUCCAACACGGGGCCCCUUCACAUACCUGCUAAACGGUUAACGUCAGCAUAUGGGGAGUGUCCUAAUGUUGAGCCUGGUGGAGGUGUAAUCAGACACUCGCACCACGGGACGCAGCCCUGGAACUACAGCCCCGUGGAAAACCACCACGCGGCCGGUGCCACUGCCUUCGAGCCGGCAGGCGGCCUCAACCACCACCAGUACAGCAACGCGCCCACGUACUACAACCUGGCUGCAGAACCCACACCGGGUAGAGACGGUCGCAAGGCGGCCGCAGCGCUCAGCUUCUGGUCACCGGCAGCGACAGCUGCUGGGGGUGGUGGUGGUGCAAGUACCGGGGGUGGUGGUACAACAGGGGCCGCGACGACUGGGGCACCCGGGGAAUAUGCCAAGUACAGUACCACCGGGUCGGUCUCGUCCGCAGGAGGACCCAGUUCGGACCCUGCGGUGUCCAGUUCGUGCCAUCAGUCGUUCUCGGCGGCAGCGGCCCAGAGCUGGUGUAAUUACUCACCGUACUCAACGGCGGCGGCCACAAGGCACCACCACCACGUGGUGGACACGCACCACCACCCUCACCACACCCAGCCCGUGCCUUACCUCAACCCUGCGGAUGAAGGGAGAAGGGUGGCAGCUGCGGCUGCAAUGGUAGCGGCCGAAACUGCUGGGUUCACUCACGAUGGGUAUGGGCUGAGGAACUACGCCCCUGAACCGGUACCUCCCACACCGUACCCACCACCAGGUUCCCUGGCCGGCGUCGGGAUGGGGGUCGGCGUCGGUUGUGGCGCCGGAACCAACCCUCUGGAAUGGACUGGUCAAGUGACGGUCCGGAAGAAACGCAAACCUUAUUCCAAAUUCCAGACUUUAGAACUGGAGAAAGAAUUCCUGUUCAACGCUUACGUGUCCAAACAAAAACGGUGGGAACUCGCGCGUAAUUUAAGUCUGACGGAGCGACAAGUGAAGAUCUGGUUUCAGAAUCGUAGGAUGAAAAACAAGAAGAACAGUCAGCGCCAAGCAGCGCAGCAGCAAAACAACAACAACAACAACAGCAACGCCAACAACCAGAACCAUCACUCGAGUAGUCAGCAUCACCAUGGAAGUCACCAUACACAACAUCAUGUGGUUGCAAGUCAGAAUCACCACGGAGCUACUGCGGCCACCAACGGAACAGUAGCUGUGAAACAUCAUCAGUGACCAAUGGCUUUCUCUGGAGUUGUCUUUGGCCACCACCACGAGUUCCACCAUGGAGUUGCCACUUAACUCUUUAAAAUUAUGACUAGUUGAAUCAAGCAUAAAGGAGACGUCCACACAAACACUCUUCUGUUUAUAAAUGGCAAGUAUCUAUGUACCUUUUCAGUCUUGAUCAACAGUCAUUCAAGUUUUCUCUGAAUUUGAUAACCAUCUCAGUGUUAAUGCAUUAAUUUGGGCAAAAAAUUCUUUAGAACAUAAUCAAGUAAUAUCUAGGCGUGAAGCGUGCUCAGCGUUAGGAUCUUACAAUGAGUUAUGGACUGCUCCUUGUAUAAAUUAAAGUUUUGUUUAUUACAAUUCCAAAUCUUAGUACGUUAGCGAUUCCAAAAUAUAAACUCUUUGUAGUUAAGAUACAAAGAAAAAUAUGUCCCUAAAAGGAAAUAUUGCAGAGUUUGUAAUUUUUAAUUAAGCCUGAUAAAAUAGGAAUAUAACAGGAUGAAUUUACACAAGGAGGAAAUUUAUUUUAAUGAAAUAAUUUUAAUUACACACACAUAUUAAUUUAUAAAGUCACAUUACAGUGUAAUGUCAAAUUCCCAGAAAAUAGAACAUGUUAAUUCGGAUUAAGUUAAUUGAGAUUAAAUUUUGUAUAACAGUGAAUUGCGAUAAUUGAUUUGUUACCAAACUCUACAAAGAAUAGCCAGUUACAAUUAAAUUCCAUUUACAUCUAUUUUGUACUUUCACAACCAAAAUUCCCCACUGUGUAAGAAUCCACCUGCCAUUAGAAACUCAAACCCUACAAAUUUCCUAUUAUGAACAAUAAUUUUAAGAGAAACAUUUGCUAAUAAUGAAAGAUAAAAUAUUCUUAAAGUAUUAAGGCACACAUUACAAGCCGCAGGACAGUGGAAUAUGUUAAACUUUGUGACAAAAAGUUCAGUAUAAAAUUUAAUUAAUUACUGAGAAUGCGUGGGUUUUCUUCGAAGCUUACCAAUAAAUAUCUCCUUUGUAUGAAGUGGUAGUUAUGACACAAUAAUGAAAAGUAAAGAAAGGCCCGUGGUAAAAUCUGUGAGGUUGAGGAAAAUUUUGCUCUUAAAUAUAUAAAAUCAUGCAUACUAACAAAACUGUUUACAUUUUGAAAAACACCUAGUGCCAAACGCGU
Messenger RNA from Zootermopsis nevadensis, 2530 nucleotides. Lineage: Eukaryota; Metazoa; Arthropoda; Insecta; Blattodea; Termopsidae. The record is from RefSeq and is a predicted model, not a curated record.